GGCUAUUUGGCUUGUUUCCCUAAUCACAAGGCUGGUGGUGAGUUCUGGUAAACAGAAAUCUACUAUGGUUGUUUUUUUUUUUUUUAGGUCAAUAACAACAAAAUCACAUGAUAACGUACCUUAACAGGAUUAUACAAUUAAUAGCAGUGUCAAAACACUUGCUAACUGUGUCACAUUUAAGUGAUUGGUAAUAACGAUAAAAGUCAAAGCAUACAAUGGUAGACACAAUUUGAUGCCUCACACUAAAACACAUUCAGAAUUAAACUCAUCCUUCCUCAGUAUAUUGAUCUUGAUCCAUCCUUACAGACAUUGCUGUUGCCCAUUUACAUUUUUGAAAUUGUGAUGGCAGUCUUUAUUAUGAUCUUCUCCAUGCUGUGUUGAGACGUAAUUAGAGUGAAUGGUCAGAAAACUGAGUGUCAUUCCCUGGUGGAAGGAUGCGGCAAUAAUGCUGAUUGUGCUAAGCUAUCUGGGGCUUAGAGAUACAAUAAUUGGUGCCUUAUGCAUUCCUCCACGCCUCUUCCCAACACACCAAGCAGUAAGCAAUGCUGUUGUAUCAUUUAUGGUUUUAGUGUUCCAAGAGCAGUGCUCGAUAACUGGUGAUGCUUGGUAGAGAAGGAACACCCUGUUCCCAUCCUUCUUUUGCUUUUCUGUAUGGUUUUUUCUGAGUUAUCCACAAUGUAAUAAUUCAUCACAGAUCCAUGUGAGAUUUUAGAGUGUGGGGAAGCAAAUACAAAUAUCUCUCUUUU
Molecule: messenger RNA, 746 nt
Organism: Rubroshorea leprosula
Lineage: Eukaryota; Viridiplantae; Streptophyta; Magnoliopsida; Malvales; Dipterocarpaceae
Source: the annotation of a GenBank genome assembly